This is a messenger RNA of Cyprinodon tularosa, 6309 nucleotides long. RefSeq names its product glutamine and serine rich 1 (gene qser1). Lineage: Eukaryota; Metazoa; Chordata; Actinopteri; Cyprinodontiformes; Cyprinodontidae. The transcript is spliced from 13 exons. The record is from RefSeq and is a predicted model, not a curated record. The coding region runs from base 116 to 5356 and encodes 1746 amino acids.
CAUCCAACUUCACCGCGUUUCUCUCCCAUGGUUCCCGGUGGGUCGGACGCGGGGCUGCUGUGAUGUUUGCCCGCUGCUUCUCGAAGCUCCGGCGUAGAAGUGAACCUUUUACCGGAUGAUGGAGGAGAACUGGCCGGGCUCCACCAUCGCAGACGCGCUAAAUACUCUGGCUGCUCCUCCUCAGAGCGAAGCUUCAUGGGCCUAUGAGCGCGGCUCAGCUGCUACCAAACCGAGUCCCUAUAAUGUUGCACCUGACCUUGAUGGAGAGCUCGCCCAGCAGCAGAGCUUCACUACGACACAGCAGCUCCCGACCUACACUACAGCACACAUCCCAGCUGCUGUAUGCACCCUUGAGUCUAGCAGUAAUAAUCCUGUGACCUCAAUCAUGAGCUUCCUGUCAGCCAUGGAAUCGAGAAGUCUUCAGGCUGGUCCUGUUCGUGCCUCGUUGGUUCCUCCUUUUAGACCUCCAUCCUGCACCACUGGUGCCAACUCCUCUUCUAGAGAUCUGUAUCUAACUGGUGCCCUGCCUUCCACAACCAGUUCCCCUUCUCCUGCUGUUCUGUCCACCUUUCAGCACACAAGUGCUUACCCAUCAAGGAGCUAUGCUACCAACACAACCCUAACACUUCCGGAUGGUGCCUUCAGUGCUUCCACCAGUGGCCUGUUCUCUCACCAUGACCACCUGCUUCAUCUUAAACCCAGCCAGGCUCUGCUGCCCACUGCCCUGGCCUUCAAUCAUCUUUCAGCGCCUUCUGUGGGCUCAGCUCUGCCGGUGGAUUCCUCUACAUACCGCUCAGCCCAGGAGUCAGCCCCCCACCUACUGCAGCCCCAGUUUAGCCUUGUUCCCUCUGCUUUGCACACCCCUCAUGGUGCCCCACAGACCUAUGGAGCUAUUCAACGUGAAUGUAGUGUGAUCAAGCACCACCAGAGGCCUUGUAGUAGCCACACGGCAUCAGAAAAAAUAGGCAACACAGAAGACUCCUUGCAGGAAUAUUUUGUCCCAGGCGGUGAACCAAAUAUGUCUUAUCCACAGGACCCCUCCCGUCGCACACCAGUAUCUUGCAGCUCAUCUUCGAAGAAGGAAUCCACACAAGGGGUCAAUAGAUCCCCCCAACCUAAAAGCGACAUUGGAACUCAGCCUUAUUCAUCCACUUUGCUGAAAAGUGCAGAGGAUUCUAUCCAGCUGAAUUCACACACUGCAGAGGAUGGAGAGAGUAACACUCAGAAGCUUACAACAGAUUCCUCAUCUACUCAGAAGCAAAACGCUGAUGUUGCCAGUCAACAAGCAUCCCAGAUAUCUGGUCUUAUGUCAGACAGUUUGUCUCAGACUUAUGUGACCCCUCAAACACAGUCACAGACCUCCCAUUACCCCUCAGAUAAUCUUUCCUCACUUUACACUACCUUGGCGUCCCACUCAAGCCACUGUGAUAAUAUGGUGCCCAUUAGCCAAACUCUUAUUCAUACAACCACUCCAGUGCUGAGUCAAGAGCAGAUCCAGUAUGGAACCCAUGUUCAGAGAUUAUGCCAAGAUAAUUUCUCAGAGAUCUACCCAAGUGCCCACUCUCAGGGUGUCCUGAAUGUGCCAUUUACGUCUCAGAAUAAUGAAGUUUCGGCGACACACUCUCAAAGCUUCAACACAGCUCAGUCUCUUAACUCAGUGUUCCAGUCCACAUGUAUGCAAAGUCUUCCUACACCUAAUUCUAUGGUGGAAUACAAACCCUUACAGGGGUCGGUGGGAGGUACAGCACAUACCAUUGUUUCCCACCAGCAGAAACAGUCUCACAGUGUUUUAUCUGUACCUUUGCCUACAUAUUCUUCACCUGCUCAACCCUUACAGGAUAACAUAUCUACCUUACAGGAAGCAGGGCCAACAUAUGCCAAACAAGACCUUCCACCCCAUGACAGCGAGGCACUAAAGCAGGUGUCCAUUGGUUCUGGUGCUGAUAAUAGCAUGAUCACUCACAAAAUUGUUAUCUAUGUGGUUUCACAAAUGGAUGAUCACAAACCACAGAUUGUUAUUCGAAACAAUUCUCAAUCUGAUGAGCAAUUUCUAGGAGUCUGCCAUGCAAAUCAAGCACAAAUAAAGGAUGGACAUGUAGGUUCAAUGACCCAGCAGCAGGUAUGUCUAAGCAGUGUCAACGGUGAUGAAGUUGCUAGCUCAGAGACCUCUAACACUCCUGUUUCCUCACAUGGACCUAUUAGUAAAGAGCAGCUUAACCAACAGCUCAGAACUCCUGAGCCACAUCCACAAAAUCAGCAAUCCCACACUCAGCCCCAGAGUGAGAUUCCACCUGCCCAUUCUUCUUAUAUGUCAUUUCCUAGUUCUCAGGUGUUUCUUGAGUCCAACCAGGUGAUUCCUGUCCAGCAGCCUCUUGUCCACCAAAGUCAGAACACUUCAAAUUUGGUAUUGGUGCAGGGUGUUGAACCAGCCCAGGGUUUGGGAUCAGUUCACAUCCAGUACCACCAGGUGGAUCGAGACUUGCUUUGCACCAAUGUCACUGAAAACCUGAGUCAACAGACUGUAGUCAUGUCUGAACCAAGCUCACAGUGCUCUUCUUCCACAAACCUCCAUUACAGCCAGACGGCAAAUCAGCGGCCAAAUGAUGGCAAAAGUCAGUUUGCUCUUGACUCUAUUUGCUUUCCAGACUCGAUGCUCUUAGCAGAUGAGAGAAAUAUUUUGUCAGAUGUCGACGACAUCUUUGCUGCUACAGAGGCAGCUUGUGGUGUCACACCUCAAGAUUUUGUCAAAGCAGCAUCAUCUUCUGACAUCAAACUGACUGCAAUGUCAAGUCCUGUGGAUUCCAAAGGUCAUCUCAUGACUGUGGAUAUAAGCCAGAUGUCACCUAGUUUCUCCUCAGCACAACAUCCUCCGGUCUCCAACACUCACUGCCACACUAUCAGUAUGACACUAAAUGGUGCUCACAUGGCUACAGCCAGCCAGGAUCAGUCUGUUGGCCACAACAGUUACAAUAAUCUCACUAUAAAUGGGGAUGGAAGGAUCUCUGAGAGCAGCUUCCAGUUAGCUAGACAGGUGUUAAACUCCCUAGGUGUCUCCAAUGGAGUCAAAGAUAGUACUAGAUAUACAGGUAUAUCCAAUGGAGGCCAAGAUGGUACUAAAUAUGCAGAAACUCAAAAAUCUCUUGGAACUAAAGACUCACCAAAAAAGAAAACACGCUCCAAGUCUAGAACAAAACCAGGUGGUCCUGAGGAGGGAGAGGGAUUCACUAGACCGACCAUGCGGGGUGGACAAACUAAGUGCCAAAUCUCACGGGGCAGUGAUGCCAGUUCACCAUCUGCCGCAAAUGGCACACGGGACAGUGUUCCUCAGCGUGAAAGAAUCCAGCAUAAGAUCCGUGAGGUGGAAGAGAAGCAGCCAGAGGGUGUUGAAGCAGCCCAACGUUUGGGACCAGUUCACGUCCAGUACCACCACACGGAUCGAGGCUUGCUUUGCACCGGCGUCACUGAAAACCAGAGUCAGCAGACUAUAGUCAUGUCUGAACCAAGCUCUGUUUGCUCUUCUUCCACAAACCUCCAUUACAGCCAAAUGGCAAGUCAGCAGCCAAAUGACGUCAAAAUGACUGCAAUGUCAAGUCCUGUGGAUUCCAAUGGUCAGCACGCAAAGGACAGUGUUCCUCAGCAAGAAAGAAUCUGGCAGAAGAUCCGUGAGGUGGAAGAGAAGCAGCCAGAAGUCAAAACCGGUUUUCUUGGCUCCUUCUUAGACUUUAUCAAAUCAGGCCCCAAACAGCAAUACUCUCCAAGCAAUACGAGAACAAGCAGUCGUCCAAGAAAACCCUCCUCUUGCUCCAAACCUUGUAUUUUGCCUUCUUUUCAACCCCAAGUGCUGACUCUGCCUAGGCCUUCACUUCCCCAGGAGAGUCCAGGUUUAAACUCCCAGCAGAAACAUCUAGAAAAGGAUCUGCAGAAGAACCUGAAUGACUGCAACCGACGUUGCUCAUUCAGCUCAGACGAAGAGGAGAGUACUGGGAGGAAUCAAGCUCUUAGGAACAGCAUCAGCUCAGCUCUCUCAGCUCUGGAUAAGUCUUCAGAUGGGAGAACAAAUAUAGAUAACCAAGUUCAGGUGCCAGUAAUGAAGCCAGUCAAGCUUACCGGCUUGCCACCAGUAUCCACACCUGCUCCGGUGGGCCCUGUGCCAGUGGCCUCUGCACCAACCACAGUCUCAGGAGGGAAGGAGUUUUUGACCAAAGAGACGACCGUGGCCAUUGAGGGGCUGACGGAAGGGGAGCCAUCUGACAGCGAGGGAGAGGGGAUGUAUCGAGAGAGAGAUGAGUUUGUGAUCAAGAAUGAGGACAUCGAAACAUUUAAGGUCACAAUGAGGGCAGGGGUUGAGCCUCCGGCUAUUUGGAAGGUCCAGAAAGCACUACUUCAGAAAUUUGUGCCUGAGUUGAAAGAUGGAAAGAGAGUAUUCUCUGCCACAAACAGUUACCUUGGAUACUUUGGUGAUGCAAAGACGCUGUACAAGAGAGUGUAUGUGAAAUUUUUGGAAAAUUUUAACAAAAGGGAGUACGUGCGAGUUUGUAGUCGGAAGCCACGCAGAAAGCCUAUGAGUUCGCUAAAGGCUAUUCAAAUGAAAGCUUUGCUGGGGCUGACGAAUCCGUCAGCUUCCCAGAACCAAAAGCCCUGGCCCAAAGUGAAGUCGCGGGCAGAUUCACCGCCCAAGAAGAGGAAAAAAUGGAAAGAGGAUUUUUUAUCGACUCCCUCAGGAUCAUCUGCAGAAGAAGAGUUAAACGCUCCAUUUACUUCACGGCUGCUCAAGCUCAACAUGAGAACUAUGAAGGAGACUUUUAAAAGCUUUGUUGAGCUCCUCAUUAGUGUCGCUUUAGACGAAGAUGUGAUGACAGCACUGGAGAGAGCAAAUGACGAGUUGCUGCUGCCACAUAUGAAGAAAGUAGAUGGGAUGAUCAGUGACAUCAGGAAACGCUUGCUUAACAAACUGCAUAUAGGGGAGUUCUUAAAGACGGCUUUAGAUAGCUUCCCGGAAAUCUCAGUAGUAACUGAGCUGAAGGAUGGUGAAACCUCAGCCGUUAAAGUACGUCUCAGUGGGAAGGCCUACGACAAGAACACUAUGAAGCCUUACGAGACGCUGGACCAAGUGAUGCGGGAGUAUUCUGUGGACCAGCAGAAAAUUCAGUGGUUCUCUCUGUACCACUCUUUGGAGCAUUACAAAUACCACACCUACCUCAUGUGCAAAGAUAAGGUUGCUUCGCUGUGGUUGCAGGACGGCAACCUGGGGCAGGAGGAGACAAUCCAAAAGUGCCUGCAGAACGAAGCUUGGGUAGAAGGACUCUUUGAUCAUUUUGAAGAGCUAAUUAGUGAAGUGCAGCAGGUCUGCAGAUGAUUAAGCCAUGGCAGACUAGGUUUAAAAACAAGGAGAAACAAAAACAAAGUACAUCGCUUAAACACAAGAGGAUGUAUUAAGUGACAGUGGCAGCAGUGGAUCCAUCUUUCCAGCCACAGAGAUCCGAAGCGAACACAAAGGUGUAACUUGAUCAACAGAAGACUUUCUUUUUGGGAAGCUUUUUGGAAGACUUACACAUGGUGCGACUCAUUUUCUUUGUACGCUUUUAUAGUUUUUUGGGCCCGUGUUUUAUGGGCCAUUUUUUAUAGGUUUCUAUUGGCUUUUCUACUGUCCUUUUUUAUUUUGGCCAUAUAAUAACCUCUGAUAGAUAGAAAACAGUCGCUCUAGGAAGUGAACUGGAACAAAUCAAAUGCAGCUGGAUCAUAUAUCCUUUUAAUAAGCCUUCAUCCAUCAUUUAAAGUAGACUUACAUGCAGAGAUUAUAUAUUGUAAAAAAGAAAAUAAAUAUAUAUAUAUAUAACUAGUUUAUGCUGUUAAACAUCAAUUCCUGAAUGGAGAGCCAAAUUCUUCAUGUAAUGUACAUUUUGUAGAAAGACAGCAAGGUGAAAUCCUCAGCUGUUCUGCUGAGUAACUUAACAGCUGCAAAUCACGAAUGUUGAACUUGAAAGCAUCACACGCCUCUCUCCCCAUGAGAAGGGUUUUAAUGGAACCUGCACAGUUACCGGUUUUAUCGAACAAAAAAACGUUACUUUGAUUUGUGUUAGGAAAAAUAAAUAACUCAAGGUUGUCUUUAUAUUGUCUUAUAUACAAAGCCCAUGUUUUAUGACAUAAAUAUAUAUUUUUCACUGAAAUAAUUAUUGUGCUUUGAAGAUUUUGGUUGUUUUCAUUGUCUUUUUACAGUUCUCACAGAUUCCUGUUUGUGAGCCAGAAAUGUUGAAAUCUCCAGUUCUUUUUUGCAGUUUGUAAAUAAAAAUGGCACAUAUAAGAAAUCUA